CAUUCAGGCUCUGAACUUAAAAAACAAGUCAUAAAUUUCAAAAGAGAGGCAAGACUUUAAGUGGAAUGAGAGGAUAAGGCAGUUACUAUUUUUUUUUAAAAAAAAAUCCAUUUUUUCCCCUUCCCCAAGACAAAUGGCACAAUCAAAUCUCUCUCUGCCUCUUCACUUAUGAAUUAAAAUAUCGAUUUCAAGGGGCCUCCAAGCAGUUCCAGGCAAAGUUUCAUUUUAUUCCGACCAGGGCUGAUCUUUCUGAAUCAAUCCAUAUUAAAAAAAAAUAUAUAGAUUUUUUUUUAAAUUUUUUGGUUCACAAGGAAUGAGAUCCACUUUCCAACUUUCUCCUGUCCUUUUUCACUUUCUCCGCUCAGUUCCAGCAACAAAUUGACUUGGGCAAAGGGACCAAGAUGCUUUGAACUCAAAAUGAUUUAAAAGAAAAAAGAGAGGGGGGGGGACUGUGGUUCAGGCUUCAUGCAACCACCAUGGGACACCAGCCCUUUUUUUUGGGUGGGGUGGGUAGGUGGGGGGAGCUUCCCAUCGGACAGGGACCAGACCUUCUCGAUGCUUCCUCUGCAUUCUUCAGCAAGGAAGGGCAGCCAAAGGGUUAAAGACUGCAAAGCAAAAAUACCAACUGCGUGCAAAAAGGGGAGGGGGGGGAAGAAAUCUGCUUUGCAAUUAAACCGUCUCUUCCCUUAAGGCUGCAAGCCAAAGACCACCACCUCCCCCUUUUCUUUUCCCCCCCGUUGGGUGGGAAUCUAGGGGGCCCCUACUACUAGUUUAUGUGGCACCCCCUUCCCCACACUUUUCAAAGUCUCUGGAACAAAUCGUUGGGAUUCCGACGUGUCCAAAAAAAAAAAGAAAAGCGGGGAGUUUCCAGCGAAAAGUGUCAAUAAGGCUCGCACGCGUUUAAGGCUUUCUUCUCUCUCUCGCCCCAUCCCCACGUUCCGUGUCUCCCCCUCUUUAUCGCACAAGGAUCCUUGGCCCAGCCAACCCUGCCCUCUUUAUUUUAUUCUCCUCCACCCACAACACAACAGCCCAUGUUGAUUCCUCAAGACCGCAGCAAACGCGGGCAACCCUUUUUCCUAAAACUCCUUCCCCCCCCUUGCCUGCAUUCACACGACACGCGUCUCCCGAAACCAGCCCCAACUUUCUAACCCGUAAAGAUUCCCCAAGCAAACGGGCUUGGCUUCAACCCAGGACGCCCAACUUGUGCAAGAAAAAAAAAACAACCCACAAAAGCAACCCCAAAAAACAGCCCCGACUCAAUGCAACUUUCCCAACCGAGCUGGCGCGUCGUGGGAACGAGAUCCUGGCAGCCAAAGCGGGACAGGCGGGGCGGGCGAUUCCCAAGCCGGGCGGGGGCAGUAAGUAGUUGAACCCGGGGCGGGAGCGCGCGGAAAAGGCGGCGAGAACCAAGCCCUACGCACCGCGCUUUUUUUUUUGCACGGGCAGGGGAAGAAACCGACACUUUGCAAAAGAAAAAGAAGAAGAGGUCAGCAAAAAACCCCGCGGCCGGCUCACGACCCUUGCACGGUUCUUGGGGGAUGCAAUGCAAUGCAAUGCAAUGCAAUGCAAUUAAAUGCAAUGCAAUUAAAUGCAAUGCAACGCCUUGCCGAAGCCUCUGCGAUUUUCCUUCUCCUAGCAACUUUGCACGCCCCGAAUACGCUGAGCUUCUACCAUGGACUUCCAGGACGAGGACCUCAGAGAGAUGGCUUCUGUCAUCCAGUCGAAAGUUGUCGUGGAGGUAUCCUCUCGAGUCCAGUCACUCCUGGAUUCUCUAGAAACCACCACGCUGGACAUCGCAGUGACGGGCGAAGGUGGGGCUGGCAAGUCCACCUUCAUCAACGCCAUGUUGGGGAUCAGCGAUGAUGACUUCCGCGCGGCCAAAACUGGCGUGGUUGAGACUACUGCUUCCCCCACCCCUUUUCAUCACCCUCAUCUGCCCCGUGUUCGGCUUUGGGACCUGCCAGGCAUUGGUACCCCUUCCUUCCAAGCCCGAAAAUAUCUGCAGCUGGUGAGCUUUGAGAGAUACGAUUUCUUCAUCAUCGUCGCAUCCGAGCGUUUCCGAGAGAAUCACGCUGAGCUCGCUCGGGCCGUGGCUGCCAUGGGCAAACGCUUCUACUUCGUCCGUUCCAAGAUAGACCAGGAUGUGUGGGCUACCCAACAACGAAGGCCAACCUUGUUCCAGGAAGCUCAAGUGCUGCAGCAAAUAGAGGCAGACUGUACCCGCCAGCUGAAGAAGGAAGGUCUGGAGAACCCCAAAGUCUUCUUGAUCUCCAGCUUCCAUUUGCACAGAUUCGAUUUCUGCCGCUUGCAGGAGACUCUGGCUGAAGAGCUGGAAGGUCACAAGAGACACACCCUUCUGCUAUCCUUCCCGUCCGUCACCGCCGCAGCUGUGCAGAAGAAGAAGAGUUCGCUGCGCCAGCACAUCUGGAAGACGGCGCUACUGGCGUGUAUCGUUUCAGCCCUGCCUGGCCAUCCGAUCCACCUCAACGUCCCCAUGCUUGUGAACACUCUGAAGAAUUACCAGCAGCAUUUCGGCUUGGAUGAUGCGUCUUUGAAGACCUUGGCUGCCACGGUCUCAAAGCCCUUUUACGAAUUGAAAAACCAAGUGCGUUCGACCUUCGUGAGACACCUUUCGGGGGAUGCUGUCCGGGCGGUUUUGAGCCAAGCUGCAGUCUGUGGGCAGGUGAUGGCCAUGAUGCUGAAGAGCCAGUUCCCCUUUUUCAACAACUUGGUAGCAGGGGCCGCCUCGUUCGUGGCUGCCUAUUACUUGCUGCACACAGCUCUGGAUAGCUUUGCAGAAGAUGCCCAGAGGGUCUUGGAAAGAGCAUAUGGAUUGGAGACAGAGGUCCAGGACUCCUAGGGCUAUCCUUCACCGGGCUUCAUCUAUGAAUGAAGACGGAUCAAGAACGCCGCCCAAAAUUGCUUGGAGAUGGACAAACGUGUGGGUUUUAUUUCUCUUUUCUGCCUCUCUGUUGCUUCUUGUUUUCUCCAAUUGGUCAAACCGGCCAGGAGACCCUAACCAAGCAGACCCUGUCUGCUGCCUAUCCUAUGAAGAGAACCCCUCUGCCCCCCCCCAAAGGUUAUUGAGAUAAAUCUUCAAAGGCUGACACUACAUACAUUGGGAAGAUACUUUGCAUUUCUUUAGCUGUAGCAGAUUUGGUUACUGGGAGGAGUUUUACAGUUUUUCAUGUAAUAAAUUGGUUCUUGGAAUCUUUUAUUACAGCAGCAACCUUUCUGAAAUGAUAAAUGCUCUGGAAUCUCUUGAUGUCUCAGUGGGUCAUUCAUUCAUUUUAUACAUACAAUUUAUAGACCAUUCUUAUCAUCCCUUGGGGGACGCAGUGGCUCAGUGGCUAAGACGCUGAGCUUGACGAUCGGAAGGUUGGCAGUUCAGCGGUUCGAAUCCCUAGUAACGGGGUGAGCUCCCGUGACUUGUCCCAGCUUCUGCUAACCUAGCAGUUCGAAAGCAGGUAAAAAAUGCAAAGUAGAAAAAUAGGGACCAUCUUUGGUGGGAAGGGAACAGCGUUCCGUGCGCCUUUGGCGUUUAGUCAUACCGGCCACAUGACCACGGAGUUAUUAAUCAUGCAAGCCAUCCUUGAGGAAGACAAUCAUACAAUUGCUAUUUGCACAAAUGGCUUAAAAGUAGAUCACCGUGGAACAAUUGUGGAAGUUAACAAAGUGUGCAUAUUUGCAGAGACCAUGUACACUGUUUUAAACACAAAUUUUCAAAUUUAUGAGUUUAGGAGUUUUUUUUAAUGUGGGCUGGUGAGGGUAGAAUUUCUCAGCUGAAUGCACCUACAAAGCAUGAAAAGUUACGAUAAUCAGAGGAAUAAACGAUUCUAAUCUUAAACCUAUUUCAGUACAGGUAGUCCCAGAUUACACAAUUUCAAUUGUUAAGCAAGAAAACAAUUGUUCAGUGACUUUCUCCCGCUUUUUGAUUUUCGCACCGUUCUUAAGCAAACCACUGCAGUCAUUAAGUGAAUCUUCUGGUUAUUAAAUGAAUCUGGCUUCCCCCACUGACUUUGCUUGUUGGAAGCCAGUUGGAAAGGUUACAAAUGGGGAUCACAUGACCCAGGAACAGUGAAGGGUUUGUGAAAGGCAAACAUUGCGAAAGGCAAACAUUUUGUUGUUCAUCAUGUAUGCAUUUUGGAAUGCGGGUAGCCUCUUUUUUUUUUUUUUUUAAAUUCAAAACGUUUUACAAAAAAAAAUCCCCCCCCUUUUCCCCCAACCCCCCUCCCUUCACUAAACCCUCCCCCCUCCCCC
Ahaetulla prasina is the source of this 4260-nucleotide messenger RNA. RefSeq names its product interferon-inducible GTPase 5-like. Gene Ontology annotation, molecular function: GTPase activity; GTP binding. The transcript has 2 exons. NCBI's taxonomy places the organism in Eukaryota, Metazoa, Chordata, Lepidosauria, Squamata, Colubridae. The record is from RefSeq and is a predicted model, not a curated record. Gene Ontology annotation, cellular component: membrane. The coding region runs from base 1673 to 2860 and encodes 395 amino acids.